CAGUCUUUCUCUCUUCCUCUUUGUCGCCGUCGUCCUUUGUUCAGGCCGAUCCACCCCCAGGCCUGUGCGAGAGGGUCGUACCAUCGAUGGGACUCCGAUAAGGCCCUCAUCUCUUGACCCAGAGAGGACCUCCUUACCACCAUGGCUAACGCACCCGACCGCUUCGCCCUCUUCAUCCUGGGCCCCGACGAGAAGCGCGUCGAGAUCCAGGAGGACGCGCACCUGGCCAAUGCCGCCACGUUUGUGCUCAACAAGGAGGACCACACGCUGGGCAACCUCCUGCGUCACGCCGUGCUGGCCGUCCCCGGCGUCAUCUUCUGCGGAUACCGGGUGCCGCAUCCGCUCGAGCCGCGAACCGUGAUCAAGGUGCAGACCGACGGCAGCCUCACGCCCGUCCAGGCCCUCAAGGCCGGCUGCGAGCGCGUCAUUUCCCAAGUCGGCAGCGUGCGCAGCAGCUGGAAGCACGAGUGCCAGAUGCUCGGUGCUGGCCUCGCCUCGGCCGGCGCCAACGGGGGCCAGUACGCCUUUGGGUCCUUUGGCGAGCAGCGUGGCGGCGCAGAUGUUGGCGGCUACGUCGACAUCUGA
Molecule: messenger RNA, 585 nt
Organism: Acaromyces ingoldii
Lineage: Eukaryota; Fungi; Basidiomycota; Exobasidiomycetes; Exobasidiales; Cryptobasidiaceae
Product: RBP11-like subunits of RNA polymerase
Exons: 4
Coding region: 142-585 (147 amino acids)
Biological process (GO): transcription by RNA polymerase II
Cellular component (GO): RNA polymerase II, core complex
Molecular function (GO): protein dimerization activity; DNA binding
Source: RefSeq, a predicted model, not a curated record